Messenger RNA from Podarcis muralis (Common wall lizard), 2175 nucleotides. NCBI's taxonomy places the organism in Eukaryota, Metazoa, Chordata, Lepidosauria, Squamata, Lacertidae. The record is from RefSeq and is a predicted model, not a curated record.
GUAAGGAAAACGCCGAGUGGGAGGACAAAACUGAAGAAGGAAGAUGGGUCCUACUCAGAUUUGCUCCAGUUGACCAGGUUGGCAUCCAGGUCCUGGGCAGAGCGCAGGCAUGGCUUGGUGGCUUCCUUGGAUUUGCUUCACUGCGUGCCUCCACAAGGUGCUGGCGGACGACCCCGCCGCCGACGAGGGCGACCUCUACUCGGAGAACAUCUCCCGGAUCCUAGACAAGCUCCUGGACGGCUACGACAACCGGCUGCGACCCGGGUUCGGCGGCAGGGGCAGCCCAGGAGCCGUGACGGAAGUCAAGACAGACAUUUACGUGACCAGCUUUGGUCCUGUGUCAGAUGUAGAAAUGGAAUACACCAUGGAUGUUUUCUUUCGGCAAAUGUGGAUUGAUGAGAGGUUGAAAUUUGGUGGGCCCACUGAAAUUCUGAGAUUGAACAAUUUAAUGGUCAGUAAAAUAUGGACACCAGACACCUUUUUUAGAAACGGGAAGAAGUCAAUUGCUCAUAAUAUGACAACUCCAAACAAACUUUUCAGGAUAAUGCAGAACGGCACCAUCCUCUAUACCAUGAGACUUACCAUUAAUGCUGACUGUCCUAUGCGUCUGGUAAACUUCCCUAUGGAUGGACAUGCUUGUCCCCUGAAGUUUGGGAGCUACGCCUAUCCUAAAAGUGAGAUUAUUUACACCUGGAAAAAAGGACCAUUGUAUUCGGUGGAAAUUCCACAAGAAUCUUCCAGUCUUCUCCAGUAUGAUCUUAUAGGGCAAACAGUCUCUAGUGAAACGAUAAAAUCCAAUACAGGUGAAUACGUAAUAAUGACUGUUUAUUUCCACUUACAAAGGAAGAUGGGCUACUUCAUGAUUCAGAUAUAUACUCCCUGCAUCAUGACAGUCAUCCUCUCUCAGGUGUCUUUCUGGAUUAAUAAGGAGUCUGUUCCAGCUAGGACAGUUUUUGGCGAGUAUUCACUUCAGGUACUCUAUUUUCAUCUGCAAAGGAAAAUAGGCUACUAUCUCAUUCAGACAUACAUCCCCUGCAUUAUGACUGUAAUCCUGUCCCAAGUUGUGUUUUGGAUCAACAAAGAAGCUGUCCCAGCAAGAACUGUGGCUGGGAUCACCACUGUCCUCACAAUGACUACGUUGAGCAUCAGCGCCCGCCACUCUUUGCCCAAGGUGUCUUAUGCUACUGCCAUGGAUUGGUUCAUUGCUGUGUGCUUUGCCUUUGUCUUCUCUGCACUUAUCGAGUUUGCAGCUGUCAACUACUUUACCAAUCUUCAGACUCAGAGAGCAAUGAAGAAGGCAGCCAGGGCAGCCGCACUAGCAGCCGCGCUCUCAGCAGCUACCGUACCGGCGGAGGACGAGAUAGUCUCGCACUCCGACUCCAACUGCAACUUGAAGAAACGAGUCAACUCUAUGACAUCUCAAACAGAUCAGUCCCUUGAAACAAGCAUGUUGUCCAAUAGUGCAUCUCAAAGUCAACAGACAUCUGUUACUACGCCGCCGCCACCACCGCCACCACCACUAAUUGGAGGCACGAGUAAAAUAGAUCAGUACUCCAGGAUCCUCUUUCCAGUGGCAUUUGCAGGAUUCAACCUGGUAUACUGGGUGGUUUACCUUUCAAAGGACACUAUGGAAUUUUUUGAACCUACUGCCAUGCAUCUUCGAAAUGACCAUCAAACCAACUGAUGGCUGCAAACUCAGGUGUGACAAAGGACCAAAAGACUAAGUGACUGGUUCUAAAGACAAUUGUGGGGCUCUGGUCACUGAAUGUAAAAUACUUCAGUGUUUGAAGACAUCACUAUGAACUCUUGGCACACAGACGGCACAAUCCAUGUAAAGUAUGUACCCCAUGGAGGGUGAUCACUGGAACAAGUCCUUCUAUUGAUUCCCUACGUGUUUUAGCUCGUUUGCUAAAUAGCUCAGGGCUGAAGCUUGGGCUUAAUUAUUUACUUAUGCUCAAAUUCUUGCUCCCUACAAGGUGCUGUUCUAGGCCAUGUAUCAAAUUGCAUAGCAUGGUGGUGGAAUAAUACUGGCACAAAAAUCAGGGUGAGAGGCUGCCACUUAACCAAAAAAUUCAGAUCAGCCCACUUGUAAUUAAGCUGACCUAUAACCUGAUUCUAUGAGCACUUACUCAUGAGUAAGUCCUGCAGAAUUUAGUGAGGCUUACUCCCUGGUAA